Messenger RNA from Leopardus geoffroyi (Geoffroy's cat), 2253 nucleotides. It is a transcript of the gene BPIFA1, whose product is annotated as BPI fold containing family A member 1. The transcript is spliced from 5 exons. The record is from RefSeq and is a predicted model, not a curated record. NCBI's taxonomy places the organism in Eukaryota, Metazoa, Chordata, Mammalia, Carnivora, Felidae. The coding region runs from base 1298 to 1972 and encodes 224 amino acids. Gene Ontology annotation, biological process: antibacterial humoral response; immune response in nasopharyngeal-associated lymphoid tissue; antimicrobial humoral immune response mediated by antimicrobial peptide. Gene Ontology annotation, molecular function: lipid binding.
GAAUGGGAAUGGCCAUUCACUCUGCUUCCCUGAGAGGGCAGUAACAUCGAUGCAAGGUUUGAAUGUGGAAAUGUAAAGAGAAUUUGAUGGCGAUGGGGAGCGUAUGGCUGCAGCUGCCAUUGCACACUGCCGAAAUCCCAUGAUAGGCUUCGCUCAGGAGCAUGCUCUUCAUACCCUAAAUCAAAAUCUCUACGGCAGGAGUGUUAACUUGAGGUUGCCAUUGUGGGUUCAGACCAGCAUCCUUAGCUAGGAUCCUUAGCUUCCUCUGGAUUCAUAAAAGGUCUGUUUCCCAAAAGAGUUCAGAGAAUGCGAUCUAAGUUUGAGAGCCACAAGUGGCUCUUGGGAUCAAAAAGCAUUUUCUAUUCCAGCCAGCCACAGCAAUGAGGGUGCUUUGGCCGCAUCAGCCAAUUGAUGGAAUUUUGCCCAAAGCAGCUUUUGACACCUUUGCUGGCUGCCAAAUAGCUCUGUGACGGGGUUGGUGAUAUCUGGGAGGGGACAGUCCAAAAGGCAGCCAGAUGUCAGGGACUGCCUCCAAAUUUUGUUCAGGUUAGCUUGAGGGAGAAGAGAAAGGUGUAGAAAAGAUAGUGUGUAUGUUUGGGGGAUGGGGGCUCGGAAACCUAUCUCCAACUACAACUCUGCUAUCAAGUUGCUGUGUGACCUUGGGAAAGUCACUACCCCUCUCUGGUCCCUUGAUUCUCCUUAUGCAAUGAGGACUCUGAAUGGCCCCAGGAUUUCCCCAGCACUGGAUGAGAUGAUGGCCAUGGCCACAUGACCUCUGUGAUUUCAAAGGGUUUCCAACCAUCGCAAGCUGGACCUGGGCCAAAAGACUUCCUGGGGAUAAUAGCAAAGCAGUUCAGCCCCUCAGCCUUUCCAUUCUCUUGUCUGGACAGCAAGAACUAGGGGCAGGCCACUGCAAGCAAGCCCAAUUGGAGAGUAAAUCUGAUGGUCACUUAACUUAAGGCCUUUGGGUCAGACAGAUCUGGCUUCAAAUCCCACCCCUACUGUGUGCUUGAAACCUUGGGGGAAGUUACCUACACUCACAAGACCUCCCUCUGCUCAUGUGUACAGUGCAGGUAAUAUGCUCCCACAUCUUAGGGGAUGGUUAAGAUGAAAUCAGUUACCAGGUCUGGAGUGCCUACCCUGAUGCCUGGGCCAGAGGAAACGCUGAGUAGUGUUGUUAGCUAUUGCCAUUCACUUCCUGGUGUUCGAGAGCCAGGAGGCAGAUGGUGGGUAAUUCCUCUCUGGUAUCUGGGCUACGUUAGACCCAUUGUUCUAUCCACAGAUACCAAGACAGAAGAUGUUUCAAACUGGGGGCCUCAUUGUCCUCUGUGGGCUGCUGGCCCAUACCACAGCCCAGAUGGAAGUCCUGCCCUUGCCCCUGGACCAGAACCUGCUUUUGGCUGGGACUCCACCCCAGGCCCCACAUCCCACAGAUCUUGCUGGAAGCUUAACAAGUGGUCUCAGCAGUGGCCUGCUCUCUGGGGGUCUGUUGGGCAUUCUACAAAACCUUCCACUCUUGGACAUCCUGAAGACUAGAGGAGACACUUCUGGGGGCCUGCUUGGGGGCCUGCUUGGGAAAGUGACUUCAUUGGUCCCUGUCCUGAACAACAUCAUUGAUCUGAAGAUCACUAAUCCCCAGCUCCUGGAACUAGGCCUUGUGCAGAGCCCUGAUGGCCAUCGUCUCUAUGUCACCAUCCCUUUGGGCAUGAUCCUCAAUGUGAAUACGCCCCUGGUCGGAAGUCUGUUAAAGCUGGCUGUGAAGCUAAACAUCACUGCAGAAAUUUUAGCUGUGAAAAAUGAACAGGGGAAGAUCCACCUGGUUCUUGGUGACUGCACUCACUCCCCUGGGAGACUGCAAAUCUCCCUGCUUGAUGGAUUUGCUCCCCUCCCCGUUCAAAGCCUUGUCGACAGUCUCAGCGGCAUCUUGAAUGAAGUCCUUCCUGAGCUGGUACAGGGCAAGGUAAGUGAAUAAAAGUGGCAGCUCCUGAUUCUUAGGUCAUAGGGCUUCUCAGGAUGAAAGAAGCCCCUGGAGCGAGGUUUUCUGAACCCCUCAGUUUGAUAUGUCUCCCUGUCCGCUGAUCCAUCUGUCUGUGUUUCUUCUUUCCACCCUUCAAAAUGCAUUGAUUGGUUCCUGCUGGGGGCCAGGCCCUGGGCACGUCCACACUACAGCUGAAAUGGAUUGGCCCCUGCCCAGGGAAGCUCCCAGGCCACCCUCACCAGAGCUGUAGGCAAGCACUCUUCCAGCCUAUGCUA